Cylindrotheca closterium is the source of this 1614-nucleotide messenger RNA. The record is from the annotation of a GenBank genome assembly. Lineage: Eukaryota; Bacillariophyta; Bacillariophyceae; Bacillariales; Bacillariaceae.
AUGAGCAGCUGCAAUAAUUUGGAUGGAGCCUUUACAGUUCAGUCUGACAAGUGCAAAUAUACAGAGGAUGCCAUUGUUUCAGAUUACACAUAUGAAACGACAAUUGUUGAAGGCAACGUUGUCAAACCAGUGUCCACAAAAAUGCAAUUCAAAACAGAGCGAAAGGUUCCAAAGGUCGGUGUCAUGUUGAUUGGACUUGGCGGAAACAAUGGAUGCACGUGCGUUGCCGGUGUGAUUGCCAACAAGUUGGGAUUGAAAUGGAAUACCAAGGAGGGAGAGAAAGAAUCUAAUUACUGGGGAAGCGUCAUGAUGGCAUCCACCGUCAAGUUGGGGAAUGAUGCCAAGGGGAAUUCAGUGUACACUCCUUUGAAAAAUAUGCUACCCAUGGUGCACCCAAACAAUGUCGUUUGGGGUGGAUGGGAUAUCAACGGAAUGCACUUGGGCGGUGCCAUGAAACGAUCAAAUGUUUUGGAUUAUGAUCUACAACAAAAGCUAUACCCGUACAUGCAGGAUAUCAAACCACUGCCGUCCGUGUACUUUCCAGAUUUCAUCGCUGCCAAUCAGAGUGAACGCGCUGACAAUGUCUUGACAGGAUCCAAGCAACAGCAAAUGGAACAGAUCCGUAAGGAUAUUCAAGAAUUCAAGAAAAAGAAUGGACUGGAUAAAGUUAUGCUAUUAUGGACGGCCAAUACAGAACGGUUCGCCAGUAUUGAAGAGGGAGUCAAUGAUACUGCCGAAGAUUUGUUGACCAGUAUCCAACGUGACGAGCCAGAAAUCAGUGCAUCGACCAUCUUUGCCGUUGCUAGUAUUCUAGAGGGAUGUACUUUUAUCAAUGGAUCUCCACAAAACACCUUUGUUCCUGGAGUUGUCGAACUGGCCCGCCAAAAGAAAGUCUUUAUUGCUGGAGACGACUUUAAAAGUGGCCAAACAAAGAUGAAGUCUGUCUUGGUUGACUUUUUGGUCAGUGCAGGAAUCAAGCCCGUGUCCAUUGUCUCGUACAAUCACCUGGGAAACAAUGAUGGAAAGAAUUUGAGUGCUCCUAGUCAAUUCCGAUCCAAGGAAAUCUCCAAAUCCAAUGUCGUCGAUGACAUGGUGGCCUCCAACCGAAUCCUAUUUGAAGAAGACGAGCAUCCUGAUCAUGUGGUGGUCAUCAAGUAUGUUCCAUAUGUCGGUGAUUCAAAGCGAGCCAUGGACGAGUAUACUUCUGAAAUCUUCAUGGGGGGUACCAAUACUAUCGUCAUGCACAACACUUGCGAAGAUUCUCUCUUGGCCACGCCCUUGAUAUACGAUUUGGUCAUUUUGGGAGAAUUGUGCGAGCGGAUUCGCAUGAAAAAGGUGGAUGACUCUUCUGAUAAAGAUUCGGAAUGGGAAGCUUUUCAUCCCGUCUUGUCCUUGCUGAGUUACAUGCUCAAGGCCCCUCUGGUCCCCAAUGGUGCCCCUGUGGUCAAUGCCUUGUUUGCCCAACGACAAGCAAUCAUCAAUGUCAUGAGAGCAUGUUUGGGACUAGCUCCGGACCAUCACAUGACUUUGGAACAUCGAUUUGAGAGUAGUCUACAGGAAUUAGCCGCACAGCAAGGGAAUGGAAGACCGUUAAAGAAGGCCCGCACAGACUAA